AUGAGCGCAGAUAUUAGCGAGACAGGGGUUCCGCACAAUGAUUCGCGCAACUCGCCCUUAAACAAACCCUUGCUGCUGUCUGCCAUGGUGGCUGCUCUUUCGUCAAUCAACUACGGCUGGGUCAUUGGCAGCGUCAACAUUCCAUCACAGGUCAUUGAAAAAUGCUCUGGCGGCCCCGAGACAUGGAGCAACGGGUUCCCGAGCUGCAUACCCAUGAGCAGCACGCUCUGGGGUCUGGUUGUUGGUCUCACAGCGCUGGGCGCGUGGGCUGGCUCCAUGUUCUCUGGUCAGAUUGCUGACAGAUUUGGGCGCAAGCGCACACUGAUGUUCAAUAACGUGUUUUUUGUCGCCGGCGCACUGCUGACAUGCACGGCCACAUCUAUCGCCCAAUUGGCUAUCGGACGGUUUGUCUCUGGAAUUGGAUGCGGCGUGGCCGCAAACUUGGUCUCCACGUACAACAGCGAGGUCGCUACCACCAGGACGCGCGGUUUCCUCGGCGGCUUCCAGCAACUUAUGAUUCUCAUUGGCCUGUUCCUUUCCCAGAUCGUGUCCAUUGGCUUGUCGACAGCACCGCUAUGGCGCAUUCUGUUCUCGAUCAGCGCGGUGCUGGCCAUUGUGCAGACAGGCCUGUUAUUUUUCAUCCCAGAGUCGCCAAAGUUUCUCGCUAUCAAGGAUCGCACAGACGAGUCCCGGGCGGCACUCCAGAAGCUGCGCGCAAAUCUCGACAUUACGCUCGAGUUCAACGAGCUCACUGCCAUGCUUGAGUCUAGCAGGGAAAGCGCUGCUAUGCCAAAGCCCAGCGCGUGGCAGAUUCUCACGGGAAAGACAGAGAUUGACCUGCGCCAUCUUGUAUUUAGCGUCCUAUUCCUCAUGAUGUCGCAGCAGUGGAGCGGCGCCAAGGGAGUCAUGUUCUAUUCCACCGAGAUCCUCAGCACUACUUUCCAUCUGACAGAGGAGGAGAUAAAGAAAAUCCCGACCAUCGCACAACUGCUGACCCUGGGCAUCGGCGGCAUCGGCGCAGUGGCCGUCAUUAUCGGCAUGUUUAUACUGGACAAGAUCGGCAGACGCACCGUGCUAAUUUGCAGCUCGCUGGCAACCGCCAUUUGCUCUGUGUUUAUUGUUGUCGGCAGCAAGCUUGACAUUGGCCCGAUGGUGGCCACGUUCAUGUACUUUUUCAAUCUAGUGUUCCAGUGCGGCGCUGGUUUUAUUCCGUACCUAUCUGCGUCCGAGCUUCUCCCAUACAGCGUGUUGGGCAGCAUCAGCGGCCUGGCUACGUCCAUAAACAGUCUGACGCUAUUCAUUGUCAGCUUUAUCUUCCCCAUCCUCGACAAGGCACUUGGCCCGUAUCUGUUUUUGCCGUUUGCCGUGACAAACCUGAUAACGUUUUUGUUUGCCGUCUUCAUCAUGCCCGAGGCCAAGGGUAAACCGAUCUCCGAGGUCAUGAAGGAGUACCAGGGCCCUAUCCACAUUGCAAACAACCCAUUUGCAUCUAGAGCAUCCAAGCGUUCUGAAAACGCAGCCGAAACCACAUUUUAUCGACUGCUUGACCAUUUAUUUUCCAUAUUUACUAAUUACAUGUAA
Molecule: messenger RNA, 1581 nt
Organism: Kickxella alabastrina
Lineage: Eukaryota; Fungi; Kickxellomycota; Kickxellomycetes; Kickxellales; Kickxellaceae
Product: general substrate transporter
Exons: 1
Coding region: 1-1581 (526 amino acids)
Biological process (GO): monosaccharide transmembrane transport
Cellular component (GO): membrane
Molecular function (GO): hexose transmembrane transporter activity
Source: RefSeq, a predicted model, not a curated record